This is a messenger RNA of Rhodamnia argentea, 1620 nucleotides long. RefSeq names its product G-type lectin S-receptor-like serine/threonine-protein kinase SD1-1. The record is from RefSeq and is a predicted model, not a curated record. The transcript has 8 exons. Lineage: Eukaryota; Viridiplantae; Streptophyta; Magnoliopsida; Myrtales; Myrtaceae. Gene Ontology annotation, biological process: protein phosphorylation. Bases 31 to 1515 code for a protein of 494 amino acids. Gene Ontology annotation, molecular function: protein serine/threonine kinase activity; ATP binding.
AGCCCAAGAUGCCAGUGCUUGCAGGGUUUUAUGCCCAAGUCACAAGAAGAGUGGGACAUGAUCAAUAUGACAGGCGGGUGCAUAAGGAAAGUUCCAUUGAAUUGUACUCGUGGUGAGGGUUUUACAAAACUUUCGCAAGUGAAAUUACCUGACUUGGUAGAUUUCCAGCUAUUCAAGAAUAUGAGCCUUGAGGAGUGCAAGGUUGAGUGUCUAAAGAAUUGUUCUUGCAUGGCUUAUGCUAAUUCGGAUAUUAGAGGAGCAGGCUGCUUAAUGUGGUUUGGCGAUCUCAUUGAUAUCAGGGAAUUUGACAUUGUUGGUUAUGACCAAUAUCUCUUCCUGCGGCUACCUGCUUCUGAAUUAGAUUCAUUCCGCAGCCUAUCCAAGAAACUGGUGACUAUCACCGUGGCUUCAGCCAUUUCGGGAUUACUUAUUGUGGGCACAGCAUUGAGCAUAAUCUGGAAAAGAAGAAUGAAAAGCCAAGGCUUGCCAAGUGGGAUGGAUGACAUCGACUUGCCAUUGUAUGAUAUUGCUACCGUUGCCGUUGCUACCAACCAUUUCUCUCAAACAAACAAGCUAGGAGCAGGCGGCUUUGGUUCGGUCUACAAGGGAACUCUUUCCACGGGACAAGAAGUAGCGGUAAAAAGGCUGUCAAAAUAUUCGGGACAAGGUCUUGAUGAGUUUAUGAAUGAAGUACUUCUAAUUGCCAGGCUUCAGCACCGGAAUCUUGUUGGACUUGUUGGCUGCUGCGUUGAGGGAGAAGAGAGAAUGUUGAUUUAUGAGUAUAUGCCAAACAAAAGCUUGGAUUAUUUCAUCUUUGAUCAUGACAGAAGCUCCUCUUUGGCAUGGAAAAGGCGAUUUGAUAUUGUUUUAGGAAUCGCUCGAGGACUUCUCUACCUCCACCAGGAUUCAAAACUACAAGUGAUCCACAGAGACCUGAAAACAAGUAACAUCUUGUUAGAUGCUGACAUGAAUCCAAAGAUUUCAGAUUUCGGCCUGGCAAGGGUCUUUCGAGGAGAUGGCACAGAGGCAGAGACAAGAAGAAUAGUUGGUACAUAUGGUUACAUGUCCCCAGAGUAUGCUUUCGAUGGAAAAUUCUCUGUGAAGUCAGACGUUUUUAGCUUCGGCGUGCUUUUGUUAGAGAUAGUAAGUAGCAAAAGGAAUAGAGGAUUCCAGCAUCCUAAGCAUCAUCACACCCUUCUUGGGCACGCGUGGAUGCUGUGGAGUGAAGGGAGGGCCACGGAACUCAUUGAUGAAUCUGUACGCGCCUCUUUCGUGGAGUCUCAAGCAGAGAGAUGUAUUCAGGUGGGCUUGCUGUGCGCCCAAAAGUUUCCUAAAGAUAGACCGAUGAUGUCUAGCGUUGUCUUCAUGUUGGCGAAUGAAGGAGCAUCCUUGCCACCACCGAAAGAGCCAGGUUUCUUCGUCGAGAGAAGUUCGGGUAGCUCAGAUGCAUAUUUAGUUAAGGAAGAAUCGAACACAAAGAAUGUUGUUACAAUCACAUUGCCUGAAGGUCGAUAGAAAUGCUACCGAGGAUGUGUCGGCAGAAUGUGUACUGACUUUCUCGAGUACAACAAAGGACAGAAGAAGCAUACGAUGUUGUAGGGUUGAAUGACAAAUUCUAGC